Molecule: messenger RNA, 2543 nt
Organism: Photinus pyralis (common eastern firefly)
Lineage: Eukaryota; Metazoa; Arthropoda; Insecta; Coleoptera; Lampyridae
Product: N-acetylneuraminate 9-O-acetyltransferase
Exons: 6
Coding region: 116-2497 (793 amino acids)
Source: RefSeq, a predicted model, not a curated record
UUGAAGUGAUGUUUGUUUGUUUUGGCUUUUGAGGUUAUGUAGUGCAUUUUCGGUAAAUUAAUAAGUUGGUUAAAAGCGUACAGAAGCCCCCCCAUUGUGGGGGCGUACCAGCGUUAUGACAAAUGAAAAAUCAAACAUUGAAAAUAUAAUCGACCAGAUCAAUUCAAUAAACGCCAAAAGGGCCGCCUUUUUUCUAGUUUUAGGUUUCGCAUGCUAUCACGGACUGCUUCACUUACGUUACGGUAGCGAUUCGUGUAGGUGGCUACUGUCGGACGGCCGGUAUAAGGCGAAUCAAGAAUGGCAGCCGUACGGUUGCAUGCUGCAUCGAUACAGUCAAAUUGACACGCGAACCUGCCUGCGCUACCUGGCAUUUUACGGAAAGCAAUCUCACUUCGUAUUCAUAGGCGAUUCGCGAAUACGCGAACUAUACAUCGCAUUUGUCCAGCAUUUGCAACGCGAUUAUACAGAUGGCGCGAAUCCGGAAACGAAUCUCACUUUCACGGAUCACAAACUGCGACUGACGAUCGAAUACAUCUGGAGCCCCUACUUAUCGACGCGCAUGGUAAAAACGUUCCGAGAAUGGCACGCCGCCGUUACGGAGAUGCCGUCGGUUGUGAUAGUCGGCUGCGGCCUGUGGUCGAUUCAAAAAUCGAACGCGUCGUUCAACACGAUUCAGGAGUACAACGUGAAUCUCACUCGACUCGUGCAGCCGAUUAAUAAGCUGCACGAGCAUCGCACGCGCGUCCUGUGGUCGUUGCAGCAGCCCGUCAAUCCGGCUAAGCUCAGAGUCGAAUUUCAAAUGGUCACCAACGAGCAGAUCGACUUGUAUAAUAAAGCUGCGAUUGAGGUUUUAUCCUACUCGGCCGCCGAGUUAUGGUGGAGCGCGAGACUGGUCGCGCAAGAGAUGGUCUCCGAAAGUCCCGACGGUAUACAUCUGGCAUCGCGAGCCGUACAGCACAACACCCAAAUUCUCUUCAACAUGUACUGCAACGAUUACAUGAACUUCAACGACGGUUCGUGCUGCAGCUCGACGGAGAGUUACACAAUGCUGCAAAUCGUCACGUUCUCCUUCCUCGCGAUCUGCAUCGCGAUCGCGUCGGUGAUGUCGCUUUAUCGUCGAGUUUUAAAGUUGAAAGGAAGGCCGCUGCAAGACUACAGUUUGUUGCUCGAAUCGGACAAUCAGAUCGCCACACAACCCGGCGACAUGUACACGCUGUUCACGUCGCUGGCGAUCAUGGCGAUUAUAAUGGUUUACUUCUUCGUGUGCGAUCGCACCAACUUCUUCAUGAAGGAGAACAAGUACUACUCCGAGUUUAGCUUUUGGCUACCGAUCGGCUACGUUUGCGCGCUCGGCCUGUUCUUCACCGAGGACAGUAAGUUCACGAAGGUGCUGCACACGGAUCAGAUCGACGAGUGGAAGGGGUGGAUGCAGCUGGUAAUUUUGGUGUACCACGUGACCGGCGCGAGUCAGGUCCUGUCGAUAAACAUGCAUAUUAAGGUGCUGAUCUCCGCUUACCUUUUCUUGCUGGGCUACCAGCAGUUUUGCUAUGUGUGGCAACGGGCGGACGUCGGUAUGGUCAACUUCUUCAAAGUACUCUUCCAACUGAAUUUCAUGACGGUCACGCUUUGUCUGUGCAUGAAUCGUCCGUAUCAGUUUUACUUCUUCGUGCCCUUGCUGUCGUUUUGGUUUAUGAUGUGUUACGGUGUCCUAGCCUUACCGCCUCAUAUUACGGCGCAAACGACUGAGAACAAUGUGAUUCAAUACUUUUACUUGGUGAUCAAGUUCAUCGGUUUAUUUACCGUGAUUACAAUUUUAUUUAUGUCCGAAGUUUUCUUUGAGAAGAUCUUCGUAACGAGGCCGUGGAAGGCGCUGUUCGUAACGACCGACGACGAUAUCCACGAGUGGUGGUACAGGUGGAAGUUAGAUCGUUACUCUGUGAUGUACGGAAUGCUGUUUGCUGUGAUUCACUUACUGGCCCAAAGGUACAAUAUCUUCGACGAUAAUAAUCAUAACAACUUAUUCUCGAGAGGUAUCGCGCUUACGUCUACGUUAGCGGGUAUUAUCGGAAUCGGCUGUUACGUUACGUUUACGUUUCUGUGCGGCAACGAGUUCGAUUGCAUCGAAAUUCACUCAUAUAUCGUUUUCAUUCCCAUUCUCAGCUACGUGGUACUAAGAAACAUAUCCGGAAUGCUGCGCACGAGAUACUCCAGCUUCUUCGCGUGGUUCGGCAACAUCAGCUUGGAGCUCUUCAUAAGUCAGUACCACAUAUGGCUAGCGGCCGAUACGCACGGCGUCCUCGUCUUAAUUCCCGGCUAUCCGGUCCUGAAUGUUAUCGUUACGUCUUUCAUUUUCGUGUGUUGCUCGCACGAAGUGCACAGGGUAACAAAAGUGCUGCUUCCUUACGCUGUACCCUCGGAUUGGAGGCCGCUGUUGCGCAAUGUGAUUUUAUUUUUAGCGAUCUUGGUUCCUAUCGGAAUUAAUGAUGGAAUGUUUUAACUUAUUUUAGUGGUAAGACGUAGCGCAAAUAAAAGUUUCUUACUGA